GGGAAUUCGCGCGGGGCAUAGACCUGUAACCCUCUCUCCCUCGCGCAUGCGUAGCCCUGCAAAUCUCCCUCGCGUGAACGCUACCUACUACGUCAAGCCUCUCUCCCUCGCCUGGUAUUCAAAAGGGAAAAUCUCUCUCUCUCUAGAAACUCAGCAAUUAUCCAGAGCUCUCUUUCUCUCGCAGCUCACCAAAUAUCCAGAGCUCUCUCUUUCUAGAAGCUCAGCAAAUAUCCAAAGCUCUCUCUCUCUCUAGAAGCUCAGCAAAUAUCCAGAGCUGUCUCUCUAGAAGCUCAGCAAAUACCCAGAGCCUCUUUCCUCUUCAAAGUUCAAAGCUCAGCAAAUAUGCAGAGCUGCGAUCUGCUCUCCUCACAUAUGAAGCUUGGUUUGUAUCUUUAUCGGUUGUUGAAAGUAAUCAUCAAGCUUUAGUGAACACAUCACCAAGGCACACAGGGGAUAUUGUCGAGGACGUGGCUGUUAUGAAGGUAGAAGAAGUGGAGAUCGUAACCAAUAUCAAUAAGGUAUUCUUGGAGCAAAUCCAUCUUACCAUCAACCUCCUCAGUAAAGGAGUAUGCCACCUCGAGUAACUUGCCAGUAUUGUGGAAUACAUGAACAUAUUGCUAAAAACUGUUGGGACAGUAAAACUGCCCUAUCGUCCCACGAUGUGCUAGAGCAUAAUUUCAGUAAUCUCUCAGCCACUGUCCCAACAGAUCGUUCCUGGGUUAUGGACUCUGGUGCAACUGUUCAUAUGAUAGAUGACAACUUUCAACUUCGAGGAAAAAACACACUUGCAAGCUCUUAUCUCUUCUGAAGUUAUAGAUAAACCAUCUCAGCCACAUCACCCUCAUAAGUCAUCUCGUUACUCUGAUAGGUCUGAUCUACAACCUAUUUUCUCAGCAAACACUUCACCACCACCUUCCCGCUCUCAUACUCCAAACUUGGAUGCGUCUCUCACUAUACCACAUGAUUUACCUAAAAGACCUUUAGAUGUUUCACCUAUACCCCUACGCCGUACGUUUCGCUCAUCAUAACCUCCUAAGCAUCUUUUACACUAUCAGGCGUACUCUGCAACCAUUCCCUCUCGUGACAUUAACUAAGUCCAUAAAAACAAAAUACCCUAUUGAAAACUUUACCUCAAAGAGAUUUUCUCCCAAUCUUCAAGCAUUUGCAACACGAGUUUCUCAAAUUCCAAAACCAACCACCUAUGCAGAAGCUGCCUCUAACACUGUUGCCUCUGACACUAGGUGACUGAUCUCAAUGAAAGAAGAGAUUGAUGCACUUAAAAGGAAUCAUACUUAGGAAUUAGUGUCAUUACCUCUAGGCAAAAUUGUUGUGGGCUCAAACUACGUGUACAAAGUUAUGGUCCAAUGAGAAUGACUCAGUUGAAAGGUUGAAGUCUAGACUAGUGGUCAAGGGGUUUAGUCAGGAAUAUAAAAUUGAUUAUGAUGAAACCUUCAGUUCAGUUGUGAAGGCGCCCACUAUUCGAUGCAUCCUGGCUCUAUCAUUUAUGUUUAAUUGGAAACUCCAUCAACUUGAUAUCAAAAAUGCAUUCCUUCAUGCCGAUUUGAAAGAAGAAUUGUAUAUUCAACAAUCCAAAGGACUUGAAGAUCCCUUACAACCUCAUUAUGUCUGCAAAUUGAAAAGGACUAUCUAUGGACUCAAGCAAGCUCCUUGGGCAUGGUCAGUUGUCUACUCCAUCGUGUUGGUUUUCAAAGAAGCAAAGUUGACUGCUCCCUAUUUUUAAAAAGAUCAUCCUCAGCUCUUUGAUCGACGCCUAUGCGAAGUGUGGAAGAGUUUGUGAAGCUCGUCGAGUGUUUGAUAGAAUGGGUGAAAGGAACAUUGUUACUUGGAAUUCCAUGAUUGCCAGUUAUGCGAGAAACGGCUUUCUGGAAGAGGCAAUGUGUUUGCUUUAUGAGAUGAGUAGGGAAUUUGGGGCUUCUGUGAGUUCUUGGAAUUCUCUGAUUGCUGGUUGUUCUGAGGCCAAUGCUGAGCUUGUGCUUGAAUGCUUCGCUUUGAUGAGCUCAGCUUCGGUGAAACCCAAUCUUAACACGCUCAAUACCAUCCUCCCUUUGUUACCCACUUUUGCUUCUUUGGACCAUUGUCGUGAAAUCCAUUGUUUUGUGAUCAGGAAUGGCAUCCCAGAUCAUGGCAUUGUGUCUGUGCUUGUCAUCCUCUAUGCCCACCAUUGCUGCAUGGACUGUGCAUUACGAGUGUUCGAAGACAUUCAGUUGAAAAGCACAGCUGUAUGGAACACAAUGAUAGCUGGAUUUGUUGAUAUCAAUAGGCUUGACCAAGCUUUCGAAAUGGUUAGAGAGAUGAAGAGGCUUAGUAGUGAGAGGCCUGAUAGGUCGACCCUCACUCUGCUUCUUCCUGAAUUGCAUCGCCUAGGCACGCAGGCUAGCAAGCUCGGUGACUGCAUCCAUGCCUAUACUUAUCGUAAUGGUUUGGAGUUGGACACAUCAGUGUUCAAUGCUUUGGUUGCCAUGUAUGGAAGGAGCAGGCGCAUAGAGAUCUCCAGAAAAGUUUUUGAGAGAACUCAAGGGAAGGACAUUGUUUCUUGGAACACCAUGCUCUCAAAUUAUGUAAAUAGUGGAUAUUUCAAUCAAGCUUUCCACCUCUUCUCCCGAAUGCACACUGAGGAUGCAAGGCCUGAUGAGUUCACAAUUCCAUCAGUUCUUCAGUCAUGUGGACACUUUGCAUCAGUCCAAGGAGGUUCCUCUGUCCAUGCCUAUGCCUUCAAGGGAGGGUUUAUAGACGACUUGUGCGUAGAGAACUCCCUCAUAGAUAUGUAUGGGAAAUGUGGGUUCGUUGAGUUUGCAGAAAAGGUGUUUAGAGAGAUGCGACAAAGAGAUUUUGUGUCAUGGAAUGCCAUGAUCUCUUGUUAUGCCGCUAAUAAGCAUCCCAAUGAGACCCUCUCACUCUUUGAAAGCAUGCAAAACCAAGGCUGGAGACCAAAUGGGGUGACCUUUGUUGCCAUCUUAUCAGCAUGUAGCCGUGGCGGUUUCGUUGAUCAGAGCUUGGAGUACUUGGCCUUGAUGAGUAGCAAGUAUGGCAUUGAACCAGAUAUUGAGCACUAUGCUUGUGUGGUCGAUGCCUUAGGCCGUUCAGGUCAGCUUGAUGAGGCAUACGAGCUUAUCAUGAGUAUGCCCAUGGAGCCUGACGAUUGCGUUUGGGGUGCAUUACUUGGUGCCUGUAGAAUUCAUGAGAACGUUGACCUAGCUGAAAUAGCAGCGAGGCAUCUGAUAGAGUUGCAGCCUGAGCAUCCUGGGUAUUAUGUACUGCUUUCGAAUAUCUAUGCAGAUGCUGAGAGGUGGGGAGAUGUCGCGAGGGUUAGGGCAGCUAUGAAAGAGAGGGGAGUGAAGAAGUACCCUGGUUGUAGUUGGAUUGAGUUCGACGAUGGUGUCCAUAUGUUUGUAAAUGCAGACAAAUCCCAUCCACAAUUCGCUGAAGUAUAUUCCACCUUGAAUUGGUUGAGUGCACAUUUGAGAACCGCAGGUUAUGUGCCUGUUAUGGACUUUCAUUUGCAGGAUGCUUAAGAGAACGAAACAAUGGAUUCCUUUCUUCUUGUACGCUAAAGGCCUCAAAUCAAUUAACUGCACAUUUGAGAAUAGUGGGUCUUUAUUCCUGUUACAGACUUCAAGUGUGGGGAUGUUAAGAGAAUGCUGCUAUGGAGUCUGUACUUUGUGUAAACUGGUGCCACAAUAAAAUAAUUAGCCUUUACCAUUGGUUGAUAAUGUAGGGACAUAUACUGGACCAUCAAUCAAGUGAUGGCACAUUUGGGACAUAAUGUGCUGUAUCAUUGUUAUGGACUUUGUCUUGCAGCAUGUUAAAGGGUGUGAUCCAAUGAGUCCAA
This is a messenger RNA of Amborella trichopoda, 3850 nucleotides long. Lineage: Eukaryota; Viridiplantae; Streptophyta; Magnoliopsida; Amborellales; Amborellaceae. The record is from RefSeq and is a predicted model, not a curated record.